Toxotes jaculatrix (banded archerfish) is the source of this 2471-nucleotide messenger RNA. RefSeq names its product sarcoglycan, beta (dystrophin-associated glycoprotein) (gene sgcb). Lineage: Eukaryota; Metazoa; Chordata; Actinopteri; Toxotidae. The transcript is spliced from 6 exons. The record is from RefSeq and is a predicted model, not a curated record. Gene Ontology annotation, cellular component: sarcoglycan complex; sarcolemma. Gene Ontology annotation, biological process: muscle organ development. The coding region runs from base 21 to 956 and encodes 311 amino acids.
GCAGGAGAGGGAGGGUCAACAUGGCGUCUGAGCAGGAGAGUUCCAACGGGCCAGUGAAGAAGUCCAUGCGAGAGAAGGCCAUAGAAAGACGUAAUAUCAACAAGGAACACAACAGUAACUUUAAAGCUGGCUAUGUUCCCAUAGAGGAGGAGCGGCUUCAUAAGACAGGUCUGAGGGGACGCAAGGGAAACAUGGCUGUUUGCAUCAUCGUCCUCCUCUUCCUCCUUGCCUUAAUUAACCUCAUUAUCACACUAGUAAUAUGGACAGUGAUCCGUAUCGGUCCGAAUGGCUGCGACAGUAUGGAGUUCCACGAGACUGGCCUGCUGCGCUUCAAACAGAAGGCGGACAUGGGCAUCGUCCACCCACUACACAAGAGCACAGUUGGAGGCCGUAAGGACCAAGACCUGGUCAUCGUCGGUAACAAUUACCCGGUUGUGUUCCAGCAAGGCUCUACUAAGCUGAGUGUAGAAAAGGACAAGACCUCAGUCGUCAGUGAUGUGGGCAUAUCCUUCACAGACCCUCGCACACAGAACACGUUCUUCAGUACAGACUUUGAAAACCAUGAGUUCCAUUUGCCAAAAGGAGUCAAAGUCCUCAGUGUUAAAAAGGCUUCCACAGAAAGGAUCACUAGUAGUGCAGCAUCUGACCUGAACAUCAAGGGGGACAGCAAGGCUAUUAUUCGUGGUAACGAGGGGGUCAACAUCAUGGGCCGGACCGUUGAAUUCAAAAUGGGUGGAGGCAUCGAGCUCAGGGCUGAAAACAGCAUUGUCCUCAAUGGAUCAGUCAUGUUCAAUGCCACACGCAUCCCUAACUCUGCAGGAGAUCUGUAUUUCGAUGAGGGUCUGGAGAGGUACAAGCUCUGCAUGUGUGCAGAUGGGACUCUGUUCCGCGUGCAGGUGAAGUAUCCCAACAUGGGCUGCCAGACGUCAGAUAACCCGUGUAGAAAAGCUCACUAGGAGACUGGACUGGAAUCUGCUGAAUCUCACCACUGAAGUCAAAUUACAAAUUUUUACAUAUAGGAUAUUCUAUAGGAAAGUCAUCAUGACUCGCACAUAAUAAUACCUCCGUACUUCUCCUGACAAAUUCUGUAUUCCUUAUUUUGUUUGCAAAUCAGGAAUUGUGUUACAGAUUAUACCACUUGGCCAAAGAUAUUAACAUACAUGCUGAAGUAUUUUUAUUGUUCUGCAGAUUUGCCCAUUUUAUUUAAACUUGAUUAUGCCAUGUAAGCGCUUUACACUCCUGUAUUUAACAUAAUACUGUGGUUUACUCCGCCCAUUGGUAGCAGUUAGAAGCUACAGCAUUUAUUUUUGCCUUACCGUCCAGUAUUACUAAUACACACUCAGUUGACAGUUUAUUAGGUCCACUUAGCUAAAACUAGAUCGGUCUAAUACAACUGUCCAGCAGUAAACCCUCCGUGGUGAAGGUUACAAUGUUCAGUUUUUAUUGAAAUUGUUUUAGAAAGGUGUUGAUUCGACUGUAUGAUGAUUUUGGAGGAUGUGGUUUGUGGUGCUGCUGAACUGUGGUGCUUUAUACAGAUAGGUGCUCCUGUUAUUCAGCCUAAAUCUCACUGGUAUAACUGUGGUGGACAAAAUAACAGAAGCAUCUGUCUGUGUAAAGCAGUACAGUUCCACAGAACCACAAACUGCAGCCUCCAAAGAGACCAUAAAGUUGUGUCAACACCUCCCUAAAACUGAAGGGGGAGGAUUUAUUGCAGGACUGUUGUAUUAGACUGUAUUAGUUUUAGUUCAGUGUACAUAAUAAACUACAAACUGAGUGUACAAACCUUGGGGAGGGGUCGUAUGUGAUUUUAUUUGCUGUUCAUUGUUCCUGGCAGCUGUGUUUGAUAUUUUCUUUAUUAUUUUCACUGACAAGCGUGAGACACUAUAAGAUUUUAUUGAGUUAUGUGAUACUUGUUGGUAAAUUCCCACAGAAUUUGGGAUAAACUGUAAUACGAAAGAUAGAUUUCAAGCCAUUCAGUAAUGCUAAAGGACAAUAGGUCUUUUUCUGCACAUCUUGGACUGUCCAUCAUGCACGUGCCAAUGGAUUUACAAGGGAUGAUAUAUGAUACUAUAUAUAUAUAUAAUAUUCUAAUUUUGUUGCUAAAGCUUUUUUACAUCAGAGUAAUACGAUGUUGAAAAAAACAAGAGUGUUUGCACUACGUCAAACUACAGAUAAACGCAAAUCUCUUUAAAUGUUCUUGUUGAUGAAUUGUCAGGAGAGUUUCAAUCAUCAGGAACUUGGUUUGAAGCCUGUAUUGAGUGUUUUGAAUUUUGUGCAAUAUAAUAUAAAAGAUCUGACUUUUUUUUUGCUUUGUCUGUUUUAUAACAGCACUGAUCAUUUGUUAUUAAUGUCAUGAAGUAGUUGUUCUCAGAGCAUUACAGACCUGAUGCUUGUUGUAAAACAAAGGAGUGUUUUUGAUGCACUAAAUCAAAAACAGAAAAAAAUGGCAACCAGCCUUAUUUGAAAAUCUG